ACCGGCUCGUCAGUUUCGAUCGCGCCGCGCGACGCUCCGCACGUUUGGAACGUAAAUGACAAUAACGGUUAUUCGCUGCAAAAUAUCCGAACGAUUGUAAACUUUAUUGUUCCCGUGUUAUUGUUGCAAAUACGUCGGCCGUGGUAUUCUAACAUUCGGGUAAGGGGGACGCUAUGGACCACGCAGACAGUUGUGUGAAGUGCUAGUGUUGUGCGUAACGGUUAUCGACAAGUUAUAUCACUGUGGAUCAGCUAUGAUGUGAGACUGUUAUUGUGAAGUGCCAAAAAUGCCGUCGGAAAGUGGCUCUGCGUGGUCGCCACCGGCUUCUAACAGUGAGAGGCGAUUGAGCAACUCAUCAGAUGGCAGUGCUUGCAGCGGUUAUUCUAAAGCUACGACAGACAGCGCAGACUUCCUGGCAACACGUGCCCAUACUGCGGCGGUCAUCCCGGGCAAGCCAGCGGCCAACCCGCUACAGUUCGUGCGAGUUGGUCCUGCCGACCUCGGCAGUCGCGCACGCGAGCAACUCCGCAGGGCGGAGCUAGCCAAGCGAACAGAGCCCGCAAGGAUCGAAACACAGGAAGACUGGCAGUCUAACUUGGACAAUUGGAAGUCGUCGCGACGGAAGCGUGUGGAGCAUAUCAUCGAGCGGUGCGUGGAGGUGCGCCGCAUGGAGAACGAGCCGUGCCAACCUCGUGGCAAGUCCAAGACUUUCAACGAAAUGUUAGAGGAGAGAGCUGGCCGCAGAAGGCGGAACCCCCUCGCCUUAUACGCUGAUGAUGACGGCCAUGACCUAAGUGACCUCGGUAUUGGCACCUCCAGUACUAAGAGUAGCUUGAGCGAAGACUGCGACACCCACAGUUUGGCCAGCGACGGUAUCGACCUGGAUAAGAAUCAUUCAGACGUCGACAAUCUGUCCAAUUGCGACAACAACCGCAAGCUCGGUUCUAGCGCCAACGAAUACGACACUUGCACUACAACAACAAUAAGCUCACCCGAACCAGAGGAAUACACUUAUGAGGGUGCCAUCGAAGGGUAUAAGUCUCGUAUUAUAUCACAAACUAAUAGCAGCAUCGUCAAAACUGUCGUCAAUAACAACUUCAAAGAAAAAUCUCCAGACAAACAUAAUGGUGACCUACAAAGAAUCCGUAGUUCAGUUAGUAACAGAAUUGAACAGAAAUUUUCUUCUUUCGAACAUGAAAGAAAUAAUGAUACUAAGAACAACAAUCAGAAGAAAGACUUGCCAAAAGUCGAUAUCCACAAACGAAGGGAACAAUUUGAAAGGGAAAAUUCGCAAGGGUCACAAAUUAGUAAACCAAAAUUACCUGAUAUUGCUAACAAAAAAUCAAUAAAAGAAAGGUUAUCUAGUUUAGAGAAAUUCACAGAAGAAACGAUUGUUCAAAAAUCUAAUAAUGACCUGACUAAGUUACCUUCAGAAGUAAGACCACUAAAGGAAAGACUGUCAUCCCUUGAAAAAGUAAAAUCAGCUUCAGUAGAGACAGAUAGAGCAAAAAGACUAUCCAACGGCGAUUUAGGUAACACUAAAUCAUUGAAAGAACGAUUAUCCAGCCUUAAGUCACAAACAUCUGAAGAAGAAGUAAAAGUUUCAAAAAAAGAGGUAAAGGAAGUUUCUAUGAGCCUCAAAGAAAGACUAUCUUGCUUAGAUGCGGCACGAAACAAAGAGAUUCCAAAAAUAUCCAUCGACGAGACGCUUGUUAUUCAUGAAAAGGUGGAAACCAAUAUAGACAAUGAUUCUAAUGAUAAAUUGAUGGAUAGUUCGUUGAAGUCAAGUUUAUCUGGGAUAGAAAGUCAAAUGCAGAGUUUCUGUCGUUCUCUUGACAGUUUAGAUAUUAAUGGACAGUCUUCACCAAAUUCUUUUGAAAGAGUUCAAAGCUUGGAAGAUUUUGAUUGUGCCGAGAUGCAAAAUAACACCAUCCCAAGUGAUAUUGAAACUGAAGAUAGUGGUAUUCAUACUGCAAGAGACUCUUGCGUCCCGCCUGAUGACAUUGCUGAUUUAACUCAAGUAGCUUCUCCUUUAGGAGAACCUAUGGUUGAAGUUUCAGAAUAUGAGUCAUCUAAUGAAGACAAUAUCAUGACUAUAGAACCGACUAAAGUUGAAGAAUACACAGAAAAAAACGAUGAAUCGGUGCAAAGAGUUUUACAGGAUAUUAUUAUAGAAGAAGUAGAAGAGCAAGAUAGUAAGGCGGAAGAUACCGAUAGUGCAAGUAACUAUCUUCAAGCAGUGUCACAACCAGAAGAACUGAGUGUGACAGAGGAAGUGACGGAAAUACAAAUGGACAAAGAUGAUGAAGAUACUCUUAAGAGUUUGGAUAAUCAAGACACUAGUGUAAGUUUGAAUGAAUCUUCAACAUCUGAAGGAGACACGGUGGUGUUUCAGGGAAAGAUGACCAUACAUUUAAACUUGAAUGAAAUUUGCAACAAUAUGAAUGCUGGUGCUGGGAACACAACUAAUUGUAGCAAUCUUAGUUCUUUUAAUGAUACUAACAACAAGAGCAUGCCUAUGGUAACUGUUUCUAAUAUUAUAACUACUACUAACAUUUCACCAAAAAAUUCCAUUAAAACCCUAAAAACAUUUAAUGAUAGUCAUAGCUCGCUUCCUAACAAACUCGCUAAUACAACAUGUACAUCUGAAUAUACAAGUAACAGUAUACAAGCGAUAAAUAAAUCUGAUUCGUGUGAUCAAAUCACUACUACCAACUGUACGACUGUGUCUAAUAAACAAAGCAACGAGAUCACCAAUCUAAACCGUAACAUUGCAGCUGCCGAAACAGGAGAGGUAGUGGUAAGUACCUCCCAAGAUUCUAACCCUUUUUGGCAAAAAAGAACUAAACGAAACAUUGAACCCAACAGACGAAAAACCAUCUUGUUUAUUAAUAACAAAGUAACAACAAAAACAGUAACUAAUACCAGCACCGUUGUCACCAACAAUCUGUGAAACGAAGGCCUAGAUUAAUGUAUCUAAUGACUAGUCUAAUCACUUUCUCAUAAAUUGCCAAUCCAAAGCAAGACAGAUGAGAAAAUCUAGAUGAAGACUUAAUUUUUAGAAUUUUUAUGAUCUAUUGAUCUCACUCACAAGAAUUUUUGGUCUUCCACUAAAUCCCUUAUCAUUUGCAUCACACUCGAUCCCUGUAUAUCAUAGAAAUUAAUAAAUAAUUAAUCGUUAUGUGAUGUCCAUUUAAUAACAUCGUAUAGUUGAUAGGAGUCAUCACUUAUAAAUUUUAAUGUGCUAAAAUGUUAAAUAACCAUUUGGAUCCUAGCACUUAGCAAACAUAGUUUCAUUGCCUACACUAUUUUAAUUGUAAUUUAUACUUAAAUAAACAGGGUUAUGAAUUGUAGUGCUCAUCACAUGUAUAAUAUAUCCUAUUUAUAUACACUAUAGGUCAUUUUUUAUAUUAUAGAUGUAGUUCAUUUGAUAUUCUUUAGGAUUCAUUCGUUAAUAUAUUUAUCUAAAACGUGAUAUUUGUAAAUUCAUUUAUAUCAAAAAUAUAUGUUACACCGUUAUGUGUGGGUUUUAUUUUAUUUAUAGUAUUAUAAGUAAUCAAGUAUCACAUUCCUAUAGGUAUUAAAGUUAUUAUAUUUUAGUUUAUGUACAUUUUUUAAUUAAUCAUUAUGAUAGGCUGUAAAUUACGUAGGAAAAUCUGAGCGAAAUACUUAAGAUAAUGUUAUCUCUGAAAUUAUCUUGUCC
This is a messenger RNA of Diatraea saccharalis (sugarcane borer), 3703 nucleotides long. The record is from the annotation of a GenBank genome assembly. NCBI's taxonomy places the organism in Eukaryota, Metazoa, Arthropoda, Insecta, Lepidoptera, Crambidae.